Acipenser ruthenus (sterlet) is the source of this 9027-nucleotide messenger RNA. RefSeq lists its product as uncharacterized. Lineage: Eukaryota; Metazoa; Chordata; Actinopteri; Acipenseriformes; Acipenseridae. The transcript has 3 exons. The coding region runs from base 324 to 4775 and encodes 1483 amino acids. The record is from RefSeq and is a predicted model, not a curated record.
CAGUCCCAGCAAAACAUUCGCUAGAGCGCGCGCACACAGAGCGAGAGUGCUGGCUGCACAGACACCGCUACAGCAGGCAAGCAGUUGCAUUUCUGCAGCGGGACGACAAUGCUGUGGAUGUGUAAUUAAUAACAGCUUUGCGGAUACCAAACCCUGAUAUUAUUCAGCCGUUUUAUUAAUAUAUCCUGAUAUUAACCUCUAAAAAUGUGUUUUUUGGAUACAAGAAGAUGCAGGUGUUUGGGAAAAACUAGUGAUCAUCCCAUUCGUAGCAAUACAAAGUCCCCCUUCCUUCUGCCAAGAAAUCCUCAAAGAAUAAACGAACUAUGAUGGCCAGCAAGCGAACGCUAGGCUACGUGGACCCUCUGGUCCACAGCAAGGUCCCCCGUCUGGAGACGAGAGCUGACCAUAGGAUAGCUACUGGCUUGUGCAAGCCUGGAACUUUGCAUGGUUACUCUCCUGAGUACAGUGGGACCUACUUCACCUACUGCCUAAAAGACCAAGAUGGAGCUGACCUUCCUGUGCAAUGGAGUUCCCCAGGGGCUUACCUGCAGAAUGGAAGGAACUCCAUUGUCCACCCCUUGGCUGCUGAGAGGCACCUUACCAAUGGUCUUAUAUUCAGGUCAGAGCCAGAGAUUGUUGGCCAGGCAUUCCAUACUGAGAAGAGUUCACCUGUUUUGGUUCAAGACCGAAUUGCAAAUGAUAAAUGGGCAGAUUUUGUUGAAAGGCACGAGAACCUUACACACAGUCCCAAUGCCCCCGGACUCCAUGCUCCAAUAGCUCUAAGGAAGUUGGCAAUGGGAAAUGCCACUGGGUCCCCACAAUCUGAGCAUUCUGCGGUCCUGGCUGUCCCAAAGCCUGUCUAUAGGAAUAGGGUUUGCUGCACAGACCCUGGGUGCAAAUCCAGAAUGUGCUUCAGCAUAGAUACUGGGGCUGACCGGGUUCCCGGGCGACCUUACGAGGGCGAAUGGAGAUCAGGGUCAGGGCUCUGCUAUGCACCUCUGUCGCCUAUGGAAAAGAGGAACGGCUUGUUUGAACCAGGGGUUCUGCAGCUGGAACAGGGCAGUGGCUGCAGACCACAUCCCAAGGAUGCUGGUCAUGGAGGUUUCCCAAGUUCUAGACAGCCAGGGGCAAUGAAGCUGCCCACUUUUGCAGAGCGAGACUAUAACAGCCUGUCAUAUGAUGGCCCCUCACGGCCUUUGCCCAUUCCCCCCACCAAGAGUUAUCGCAGCAUACAGCCUGCUUCCAAAAUCUAUCACGACAUGUCACAGUCGCCUCCAAAGAACUACCAUGAAAUGCAGAGGGUGACAGUCUCUCACUCACACAUGCCUCCCCCAGUCUACCAACCGAAAUCUCCUGUUUCCAAAUACCCCCAGCUGCACCAGAGGCAUGUGUAUCUCUGUCCACAGGGAGGUCUGAACAUUGAGAAAGCUGCAAGCUACAAAGAUUUGGGACUGCAGCUUAUGGGGGAUGCUUCUCCCAAGCAGCCCAGUACAAGAAACGCCUAUCCUGCCACCUCAGAGCAAUAUCUUUUUCACACUCCCCCACCUCCAUAUAGCGCAGUUUCAAUGCCCUAUUCAGUGGUUUCAGCAGGUGUUCGGAAUGCACCGUCACAAAGGGACUAUGAACUUCCUUAUUCGGGAUACAAAGUGCCUCUGAGCCCAGGGCAUAAGGGGAGUCUUCCUGAAGGAUGUGGCACACACAUUCGAAUGGAUUUUGCUGAUUGUCCUGUGGAUUGCACUUCCCAAAAUCUCCAGGUAAUGCCACCACACAAUGAUCUUGGCAGGUACCGGCCAGCAACCAGUGCAUUCCAACCUGUUCGUGCAUCUUACAGGCUUGAAAAUCCAGCACAUAUUGUCCUGAAGGAUGCUUCUGUAGCACGGCAGACCAUGCAAGAAAAAACAUCAAAUAAUCUCCUGGAAGAUCAGUCUUUCUGCCGAAUUGGGCUUCACAAAGAAAGGAGUAUCGCUCCAUUGGGGAAAAAUAGAGGGGUCAUAGCAGAGCAUGGAGGUCAGAAGACUAAUAAUAAUGAUGAUGAUGAUGAUAAUAAUAAUAGCAGCAAACUAAGUAGUAAAGGGGGUACAGGCAGUCCAAUUAUAAUUGACUCUCCCCCCAGGAGGGAACACAAAAGCAGCAGUGACCUCUAUGAAGUCACAGUCUCCAAGAGAAACGAAGAAAAAAUGUCUGGGAAGGAAGACCAGAACGCACUAGAUGGUGGCAAUACAGAUAAAUCUCGCUCUCCCUCCUCCCCCCUCAUGCCUGUUAUCAAUAAGGUAUUCAGCUUGGCUCCGUACAAGGCCUACCUGGAAGCAUCAGGAAUAUUGUCUUUUCCAAAUAGCGAAAAAGAGGAAUCCUCUCCAUGUUCAAGGCAAAAAACCGAAAGGCAAGCGAGUGAAAGUUACUCAAAACAGGAAACUGAGAGGCCUGCUUCUAGGUCGUCCCCAAUAACUGGUGGAGACUCUUGCAAAAGAGAGACAGAGGCCAAAAAUGAGGCUGCCGAUUGGGGAAAAAGAGAGAGCAAACAGACUGUCUGUGACACGAGGCAGCCAACAGCCCAUUUUGAUUUAAAGGCUGACAAAAGCAACUUGAUGCAGCCAAACCUGGAUGGCCAUGUGGUUGAGGGAGAAAUGGUUGGUGGUGUGAGGAUGAAAUGUCAGGAUACUGUGCUGGAUCUCAGUGUCAAAAAACCUGGCAGCCAGAGCAAACUUUUAACAGACAACAUUAGUGACUAUAAAACGGGGGAUAGAGCGAUAGUCCAUGAGAAAAGGGAGACACUAUGUAACUUGGAACGAAUUGAAAAGAGAGAUUUUCAAACUGUAGUUUCGACUCCCACAUCUGAGAGCCCCGUGAGCAGCAGUACAACCACUUUCAUGCACAAAAAAUUCCAAGUCCUUAAACCGGCCCCCACAAAGCUGGUUGUGACUCCACCUCCGUUGCAGAAUACGAACAAUGAACCGUCACCAACUGUCGAAAAACACCUUUCUGUCCAGUCCCUUAAGUUGCCCACUUUCAAGCUCAUCCUACCAGAUCUCAUUAAAACCGUUUCCCCUCGUGCACCGGAGGUGUCCCCUUCCUUGAGUGAGGCCGACAGCAGUGCAAAGACAAACAAGCAUUCUCACCGAUAUUUUAUGGAACUCCACCAGUCCCUCAACAGAUUGAUUGCCAAUUCCAUGUUUCACACUCCUGAGGAAGAACUGAAGGGCCUACUGGCCAAAAUGGAGGAGGACCAUGAAUCCAUAUCCUUACCAUCCAAGACGAAGAACAUCUCCCGUAUUCUGGAGGUCCUCAAAGCCCCUCGGGGUAAGGAAGUGUGGCUAAAGUCUGGGGAGAUCGCAUCAGCCCUCAGCUGUAUCCUGUCCCAACUGGAGAUCUACAUUUACACCAAGAACUGCCCCUUCCCCCAUGUGAUUAGGGCAGGGACGAUUUUCAUCCCCAUGGUGGUGGUGAAGGAGACGCUGUUCCCACAGCUCCAGGGCUGCUACAUCGACCAGGUCCUGCAGGAGCACCGCGUGGAGCUCCGGCCCACCACCCUCUCUGAGGAAAGGCUGCUUACUCAGCUGCAGCAGCGCUGCUGCUCCUCCAAACUUAGGAGGCUCCUCUCCCUCAAGCAGCUUCCCACCAUCUACCCUGACCUGCUCAGCCUGUACUACCACGACUGUGUCCACAAACACUUAGAUGCAGAGUUCCACAGUGGAUUGAAGAGAGAGUGGGGAGAACCUCCAGCAGAAAAGACCUUUGACCAAACAAUGAAAAGGGAGCAUUCACAAACUGGGCAUCAACUGCCUAACAAGAGAACCCCAGGGGGGUUAAAGAGCAGACAGAGAGGAGAAAUUCACUUCAAAAGGAAAAGAAAGGGCAGAAGAAAAAAUGGCUUAAACAGAACUUUUGUGGGGAAGGGAAAUGAGGAUUCAGAGCUUGAUUCGAACAAGGAGGUGAGGAGUGAUCCUGAAAACUCGACCAAUGCACAAGAGUCUUGUCACAAGUGGGACAAGUCAGAAAUGUUAGAGAUCAAACUUGAGGAAGCUUCCUCUGAGGAGGUGGAGAUGCCUGAGGGCAAAACAGGAAUAUCUUCCUGUAACGAGCCAGAGGUGCCUGAUGUUAAACCACUAAGAGCGGAUCAGGAGGCCAGUAAGUCCCCAAUGGUAGUACAGAAGAGCUGCAGUGGCCUGGUUCUAAAGUUAAAACGGGUACUAUUUAAAAGCAAACCUAGGGAGAGAGGCCAAAAGUAUUGCCCAGAGCCAGACUCUGGAAUAAAGGGGCAGCUGAGUUCAAGAGGAGAAGAGGUGCAAGAACUCCAGCAUCCUCCCAACCCAGAGGAACCUCGGGGGAAAGUCCAGCCUGAUGUCCCCCAGCAGAAGAAACGAGCGGCUGGUGCUGCAGAAACUCUGCGGCCCACACGCAGCACCUCCAAGGUCUUGCACCUUCGCAGCUCCAUGGUGCAAAUCAAAUUCCACCGCCUCCUGGCAGUGCACCGUAACUCACUACACCACAGUGCCCGCCGGAGGAGGAGAGGAGUGCGGCGACCGGCGGUCCAGAGAGUCAGGCCAGCCACGGAAAUCAACUACCCUGCCCUGGUGGGCAAGAGGAUCCGACACCUCUAUGAAGAGAAAGACAAGUCUGAGGUUUGGUACCAUGGCGUGGUGGUGCGAGUGCACGAGGAGCACAGCAACCCUUUAAAGACAGUCUAUGAGGUGCAAUAUGACAGUGAGCCGGAGUGGCAGUACUAUUUGGAGCUUCUUCAGGAUUAUAAGAAGGGGUGGCUGAAAGUGGAGGACUAAAGGACUGUUUUUGUGUAUUUUGUGUGUCUGUGUUUGUGUGAGUUAAGAGUUGGUACCCAACUUACCAUAUGUGCUGCAAAGUUCAGUUUAGAUAUUUUUUUUGUUAUCUGCAUGCUGUGUUUGCAAAGCUACUUACAGUGCUGUCAUUGCUUUGCUCUUGUGCAGCAGUGGAGGACCCAGGGGGUAGUGAAGAUGGACAGAACUGAAGCAGUGAGAACUUAAGGCUCACUGUGUGCUACCCCAGCAAACCCACUGCACAAGAGCAAAGCAAUUCUGACACUAAGAAUUCAUUGUAGGGUAUUGGAAACAGCUAAUGUGGGUUUGUGCAUUGGGAUGCAGUCUUGUUUUUAAAUGUUUGCCUGUAGUGUACAGUAGUACAGUGAUUCUAGUAAAGGAGAUGCUAAAAACGUCAACUGGAGAAGUUCCCCAUAAUGGCCUUUUUUUUUUUUUUACCCUUGAAAUACCAUUAUAAGACUUCUUCAGAUUGGGGGUGUUGUAAUGUACAAAACCGUUUCCAUGGGUUUAAAAAAAAACAACCUUUGAACUGAUGGAUAUCGCUGUCAUGAUAGUUUUAAAUGUUUAUAAAGUGUUCCUAAAGAGUAUGCAGGGUGUAGUGCUGAAGAAAGACAUGUCACUGUGACCUGAAAGUUCUGUAUUUUGAAAAAUAGUUCCUCCACCAUGGAGGCAAAACAGAACUUGGUGAUCCUUUCCCUUUUUAUCAGUGCCCUUUGGAAUCGGCCGAUAGCAGCUAGCAGUUUGGCUUGCAGUUGCCUGUGUUUGUUGCUCUGGUUUCAAAGGUGAGGUGCUGAAGAGCAUAGCUGUGAGUGAGACUUCAGCAUGGCUCACACAGCUAAAAGUAAUUUUUAGCAGCUUUUCUUCUGUUCUUUUAAGCAUAACAGUUUGAAAGUUUAAACCUUUAAUCAACCUGGUUAUAUUUCUUCUGCAGAUGUGUUUCUCCAAGCCUGACAUUAACCCUUUGCAGUCCAUUUAUUCAGCGCCUGUCAGGCAUGUCAGGUUCAAUUUAUUUUCACACAAGCUAUUUAUUUUACACGCGCUGUUUUUAAAAGUAUUUUUUUUUCACAGUAAAACAGAUUUAAAAGGCACUGCAUAUCAACAGGACACUCAGUACUACAUCUCCAGCCCCGCCCCACCCCUUGUUCGAUGUAUUUAUCACAUAUCUCUUCAUAGUCGUGCAUACCGAUAAAUCAUCUCCUGAUCACUCGUUUUAUCACCAAACUCCUCAGUAAGCUAUCUAAGUCAUUAUUUUAUUACUAUAACAUCUCUAAAAGCUGGGCAAAUGUCUGCGAUAUUCUGUGAGCGCUGGAUGCGGAAGCAGCUAUCUUGUUUGUUUGUCUGUUAAUGUCUGUGGUGAAGGGACUAUGCGUAUUGCUCAGGUCUGCCUGAGUUGUGUUGUGUGUGGUGUGUUUUUUUUUCUUUUUGGCUUCCAUCGGCCUCACUCGGCCAUUGAAAGCUUUUCUCUGCUUUUUCCAGAGAAAAAACUACUAGGGACCUGUGCUUGACGUCUUUUUGAUGGUGUUUAGACAUGGUCCGACAUCGGCCUGAUGUCGUAAGACCGCAAAGAUUGUUGUUGUGCUGCUGUUUGGUAGACUGAAAUGUUGUUUUAUGAUUGAUGACUGGUUUCACAGACCCCAAUAAGUACUUGUUUAUUCGAAUAAUUGAUUAGAAAUGUGUUAAUUGUUUAGAAAAUUACUAAUUGUAUAAUUGGUCUUGUAUUGCAACAAAUAUACGUGGUCUGAACAGACCCAUUAACUAUGCUAAGCCUGCCGCUGCACCACAAAGUAUUACUAUAAAUACAUAUUAUAUAAAUCAUUAUUUCUGUAAAUUCUCUAAAUUAUUCAAGCUCCUGAUAGAUGGAGGCAAUCUUUUAGAAUUGCAGAGUGAUACCAAUACCGUAGCUAAUUAAUACAAGAGACUACAAAAUAGAGGUAUUUUACAAUGUGGUAUUGCAAGGCUCAAAGUUAACGUAUAUUUGGUGGCAUUUUGUUACCCCAAACUCUUAAUUUGCUACUGUUGUGUUUUUUUUUUUAAUGCAGUAGCAUUUUUCUGAUGCUUUGCUUUAUGCAGCAAUUUAUAUGACCGACCCAGAGUGAACAUGUACAUAAUUAUCUGUAUUGUUUUUUUUUUAAACACGUACAUUAUUAGUAUCUUGCCCCAUGUAGAUAAGCGCGAGGCCCACAAUGCAAAUUGUUUUGUACAGUGGAGUACAAAUACUUACAGUACCAGAACAACGUGGAUAGAAUUUCAAGGUGGGAAGUUUAUUUUAUAGACCAAAAGUAAAGUUAAAUAAUUGUUAGAAACAUUACGAUUUUAUAAGAUAACAGGCAGAGUGUAUAAAAUGGUAAUUUAAUCUCUCAUGGAGAAUGGUGGCUCUGGUUUUGUUCGAAUGUUAACUCUGGUUUCACCCUCGUUAAAAAUGAACACAUAAUAGGUAGAUAAUUUAAUUAUUACUUUAUCAAAAUUCUGACUACGACAAAAAACAAAACAAGCGCAGCUAGCUAGCUGUAACAUUACCAUGAUCCAAGUAACGGCUUCCUUGUUUUAUCAGUACAAAUAAGAUGAAUUACAAUCCUGAGGUGCAUUAAUUUAUCUGUUUUUUCAUUCUAUAGUAGAUUGUCACUACCUUGCGUAUUUCUCCUGUUUAACUAGUGAAAUGUGUGCAUACAGAUUUAUGAACAAGCCAGUUGGUAUAACACGUUGCAUGAAUCAUUUAAAUGUAGCGGUACCGUGCUGGAAUUGGCUUUCAUUUUCAAAACGGCUCGGUUGUAAUUGUAACUUUAUAAUUUAUAAGGUCAUACAGAAAUGCAGGAUUCAACGAUAAUGUGGCUAACUUCUAGCCCUGGGUAUUGUUGCCAGUCAUGGUAUAAUUAUUUAUACUUCAACUACUGUGGUUAAUAUUUAUAAGCAAGUCGAUAUCAAACGGGACAUGAACGAGAUUGCAGCCGAUAACUUGAGAUUCCAGUCUAAUGUUGAAAAAAGGUGACAAACAGUAAAAUUCACUUUGCAUAAAAAGACUGAUUUACUUGAACAGCAUCGGGACACUUUUAGUAUAUGACAUUCAGUGACUUAACAUCGGCUCUGUACAACAUUCAUGUAGCAAAACGUAGACCAAGACCUGGGGGUAUGAACUCUAUUUAAUGAGAUGUUACUUCAUGUGAAUAUGUAUGCAUACUGUACUUGUAUUACGAAAAGCUGCUGUCAUAGUUCUGCGAUUUCUGUAAUUUUUUUACAGAUUCAGUUUUGGUUUUAUGUAAGCAUUGUUUUUGGCCAGUGGCACGUUGAUGUAAAGUAUAAUAGUGUCAUUGUUUAGGUUGUGUAUUAGAUUAUUAAAAUAUACAGGAUUGCCCAUCCCUGCUAAGCACUAGUCUUGGACUACCAUGCCAAAGGUAACUUUAAGUAGUAGGUUAGUGGAAAUCGAAGUAUGUGAAACCAGCUGAGAAUGGUUUAACCUGUGGCGCUUUUAAAACUGCUAGAAUGAUAAGCUGUAAAACACAUGGAAUACAUGCAAAGUCAUUUCAGAUUAAUCAAUAACUUUACCCCAAAGUUUAAUCUGCUCCAUUUUCAACUACGUACCGUUGAUUCCCAUUGAUUGAGCUCCCUUUAACAACAGCUUUCAGUGUGUAUUCUGUUAUUUCCUUCAAAAAACACUUCCUCCUACCUUAUGACACUUCAGAUGUAGGUCCCUUUUUACUAAGAUUUAUCUUUUGAGUAACCUUGAAUGGUUUAUGCUUUUAUUGGAAAUUAAAUGUGUUCACGUGUGUGGUGUGUGUGUGGUUUUUUUUUCCCCUCAGUCUCAAUAUUACAUAUUCCAUUCUGUUUGGAUAUACAUCUCCAAGUACAAUUGGAGAAAACAUCUUUAUCAGCCGCUCUCCUGGUUGCUGAAACAGAUUUCUGUCAUUUCUUUGCUCACCAUUUGCUAGUUUCCAAUGUUGUCUGACUGGACAGAUUUUUCCUGUAAUACUCAAAAAACUGAACAGUUUUAUAUUGCUGUAGAAUCCUUAUUUUUGUACUUUAAGAUAGUGUUGAUGAUUUUUUUUAAAGGUUUUAUUUAAAACCAGAUUCUGUGAAUUUAAAAACGCUUCACACCCCAUAGCGAGGCUGUGGUUCUAGGAUCUAUACUGCUAGACCAGUGUUGUGUUUUAAACUGUUUGUACAUUAAGCUGUCCAAGUACAGUAUCUUCACUUUAAUUUAAGAUGUUGUACUUUUUUAAUAAACCUUUUCCACAUAUACAAA